Messenger RNA from Pimephales promelas (fathead minnow), 1254 nucleotides. RefSeq lists its product as uncharacterized. Lineage: Eukaryota; Metazoa; Chordata; Actinopteri; Cypriniformes; Leuciscidae. The record is from RefSeq and is a predicted model, not a curated record.
AGGCAAGAUGAUAACCAACACCCCUGUCUGACGCAAGCCCUGUAUAACGAUUUUAUAAGUUGGGCAUUGAGUCAUUCAAAGUCAGAUUCGUGCUCAGGGGUCUCUUAACAUCAAAAGGUGCUUUUACAGGGAAAUAUUGAUAAGGACUGCAUUUAAAAGAAUCACGAGAGUCCCAAAAGAAAGUCUGCGAUGGCUUCGACACCCUCUGCCUCAGCCCUGUCGGCUGUUCUCCGGUGUCAGGGGAAUAUCCUCGCCCGAAAACAGGCCAACAAGAAGCGGUCUCCAGCGUCAGUCUACGGGCUGGGAAGGACCGGAGGAGAUUCGGUCAGAUCUUAUUUUCGCUCUCUUUGGGCAUUCGUGUUUCACAGGGAGCGAGUGGAUAUUCCCGGAGUUCUGUCCGUUACAGCGCGGUUUGAAACGUCCUGUUCAGGAAAAUCGAUUGGGUUUAAAAACUCUACAAUGUUUGACAACCGAAUGCCAAUGAAAGCAUCCGAUGCAAAGACGAACGUUAUGUCGGACUAUGGUUUUGCUUUUAAAUCUCAACUCUAUGGUGUUUCAUCCAAAACCAACCCGGUUCUUCGACUGGAUGGCACGCGUUUACGAAAACUAAACUUGGAUAAUCCAUGGACUUUAUGUGUUUGUGUAGUUUGCGCUCAGAGUAUAAGCACGCUGAACCGCAGUAGACUGAAUGAGGUGUUUUCUCUUGGUUUAUUGUGGUAUUUAAAGGACAAACUGAUAUAUUUUACAACUGCAGUGUCAGACAGUGUGCGAACCCAACCUGGAAUAUGCAGGAUGAACCAGCUUCAACCGGAUUGUGAUAAGUUGAGUGGGUGUGUCAAACCCCCUAACUGCACCUCUGAACAUCAUGAAGAUCAAGGAGCUGAACCCGGGGAAUGAGUCUUCUGCUGUAGACCACGAGACGCACUUCACACCAAUGCACUUUCCCAUGAUAGAUAGAUAGAUAGAUGAUAGAUAGAUAGAUAGAUAGAUAGAUAGAUAGAUAGAUAGAUAGAUAGAUAGAUAGAUAGAUAGAUAAAUAAAUAAAUGUUCUUUCAUGCACUUCAGCGAGUAUAUUGCAGUGUUUUAUACAACUUAUACCUUUGGCACUGUUUUUGCAGUUUUAUAAAGAAGUUAUACCAAAAACUGCUGCCUGAGCAGCCUUUAUGAUCAGGUACCUGAUGCUGUAAAAAAAGAAAUAGAAAAAGUUGCUUAUUUAAUUUUUUAAAGUACAAUCAACUUGGAUGUUUAAGUCAU